CAGCGCCAGACGCCCAUUGGCAGAGCAGGGCGCAGCCAUUUCCUCCUUUUGCUGCAGUCGCAGCCCCGGCUGGCUGGUCCCACCUCCCUGGGCUGCAGCCGGCCUUGCACCGCCUCGGCUCGCCCGCUUGCAACUUGGCCGGCCCCGGUGCCAACUGGACGGAGAGUUGCUCUCCUGGCUCCCAGGGGCGCCGCCGGGAGGAGGCCGAGCGCGGGGAUGCUGCGGCAGGGAGCGGCGCCGUGAUUCGAGCUGUCGGCUGUGGCUGCGCUUCCGCGGGCGCCUCUUUCCCCUUUCCAGCCGCUGCAGCGACUCCAUGGCUGGGAAGCGCCUGGCGCUCCUCCUCUAGCUGCGCCUGGGGAUCCCGCACCGCCUCCCCCCUGCCUUCUUUGUCUGCGGUGCUAUGAGGAGGUCUACAAUGAUAAAUGGACUUAUUCUUCCUGUACUAAUCAUGGUGUUUUUUCCUUCACCCAACAUGGGAGAUGAUGAGCUGAAACUGAACAUGGAAUAUUUUGAAUGUGUGUGUGAAGGCAUGUCCUGCGGGAACGGCGACCGCUGCAGGGGCCAUCGGUGCUUUUCCUCCUUGAGCAUCAACAACGGUGCCAAAGUGUAUCAGAAGGGUUGCUUCCAAGUCUAUGAACAGGGGAAGAUGACCUGCAACACACCUCCGUCUCUUGAUCAAGCUGUUCAGUGCUGUGAGGGAUACCUCUGUAACAUAAAUAUCACAGCACAGCUGCGUGCAAAAGGGCAAGCGAAAGCGAUGGAGUACCCCAAGGAAAUGCUCAUUGUUUUUAUAAUGGCCCCAGUUAUAGCGUUGAUGCUACUUUCAGGCAUAGUUUGUCAAAUAAUCCGAAAAGUCCGGCAGCACAACUUGGAAAGGCUCAACUCAAGAGACGCAGAGUACGGAACGAUAGAGGGACUCAUAGCCUCGAAUGUUGGUGACAGCACACUGGCUGAUUUAUUGGACCAUUCCUGUACAUCUGGGAGUGGCUCUGGUCUUCCCUUUCUUGUGCAAAGAACAGUCGCUCGCCAAAUUACACUGUUGGAGUGUGUGGGAAAAGGUCGAUACGGAGAGGUCUGGAGAGGACAGUGGCAAGGAGAAAACGUUGCUGUAAAGAUCUUUUCUUCCCGAGAUGAAAAGUCCUGGUUCAGGGAAACGGAAUUGUAUAAUACAGUGUUACUGAGGCAUGAAAACAUUUUAGGCUUCAUUGCCUCAGAUAUGACUUCCAGGCAUUCCAGCACUCAAUUGUGGCUAAUCACACACUUCCACGAGAUGGGCUCUUUGUAUGACUAUCUCCAGCUGACUACGCUGGACACAAUCAGCUGCCUCCGGAUAGUCUUGUCUAUUGCUAGUGGCCUUGCACAUUUGCACAUAGAGAUUUUUGGGACCCAAGGAAAACCGGCCAUUGCUCACCGAGACUUGAAGAGUAAAAACAUCCUGGUUAAGAAGAACGGACAGUGUUGCAUAGCAGAUUUAGGCCUUGCAGUGAUGCACUCCCAGAGCACUAAUCAGCUGGACGUGGGGAACAACCCCCGUGUGGGUACCAAGCGCUACAUGGCUCCAGAAGUCUUAGAUGAAACCAUCCAAGUGGACUGCUUUGACUCCUACAAAAGGGUCGACAUUUGGGCGUUUGGGCUGGUCCUUUGGGAAGUUGCCAGGCGCAUGCUUAGCAAUGGCAUUGUUGAAGACUACAAACCUCCUUUUUAUGAUGUUGUUCCUAAUGAUCCAAGUUUUGAAGACAUGAGAAAAGUAGUCUGUGUGGAUCAGCAAAGGCCAAACAUUCCUAACAGAUGGUUUUCUGAUCCUACAUUAACUUCCCUUGCCAAGUUGAUGAAAGAAUGCUGGUAUCACAAUCCAUCGGCAAGAUUAACAGCUUUGCGUAUAAAAAAGACCUUGACCAAAAUUGAUAAUUCCUUAGAUAAAAUCAAAGCUGACUGUUGAUAAUCAACACAUUUGAUACUGGAAAGAAAUUAGGUUUGCUGUCCAGCCUAAAGAAACUGCUGGGCAAAUCCUAAGACUCAGUCCCAAGUGGCUUCAUAGAUAGGCAGAAGUCAUUUUACCUGACCCAGCUGUUUGAGAGGAAAUGGAACCAUUUGAGCCUUAACUGGUGACAUUCAUAUUAUUAUACAAAUGGCCAAUCUUAAAGACUUACGCUGGAUCUGUGAUGGCCUAUGGAAGGAAGACACAGAAAUCCUUAGAAGACUGGGGCAUUAAAAACCAUGGCUUUUAAUAGCUAUUUUUUAUUUUGGAAUAACGAAACAAACAAGUCAAUUGUCUUCUUGCGGCUCCCAAGCAAAACAAACGGACUCUGUCAAUUCUAAUCGGCAAUAUUGCCUGUGCGUCUCUUCUUUAUUGCACUAGGGAUUCUUUACAUUCUUUACUUGCACUGUUAACUGUUAAUUUUUAAAGACAUGACUUGCCAAAAAAAGAAAAGAUUGGCUUACGUCCUCAUCAGUCUGUGUUUAUGAAUUAGGAGGCAAAUCGAUUUGGGAAAUUGAUUCUGUAACUGACAUCUUUUUUUUUUAAACUUGCAUUUUUACAUAUGUGUACUGUUUACAAUAAUGCUGGACAAUAGGAAUUGUUUAUAAGGAAACUUUUUAAAAUUUUAUUUAUUACUAGUGCACUUAACAGUUUUAAGAAAACUGAACAAAGUGCAUACAGUUAAAAGCUUAUUUUUAUGUGGCUUCUAUCAUUAUUUCUUACAGACGGCCUAACCCAAAAACAGUUCACCCCUGUAUUAUCAGUUACACUUUUUAAUCACUUUCUUUUAAGUGCUUCACAUUUUAUAUGUGUGUGGUCUGUAAUGUAUAUUUUCAAUUCAUAAUAUACAGGACAUUUAUAUCUAUAUAUCAAAAUAUAAAGCCAUUACCCACAUGAUGCCACAUCUAGUACCUUAUUGAUCUAGAGGAGGGAAGGGAAGCAAUGAAGGGAAAAGAGGUGGAGCUUAUAGGAAAGUGCAUUUUUCUUCGCAGCUUAUACAUAAUAUGCAUUUAAACUUGUAUCAGGAAAAAGCUGUAUUUUUUUAAUUUACUUUUUGUAUUUAGCAGUUAUUUGUAUAAAUGAAAUAGAAUAUUUUCAAAUCGAUUGGAAGGAAAUGUUCCCCCAGUUGGUGCCUUCCAUGGCAUAAGGUAAAUAUAAUGUGUGGUCUGCCGCGCUAGAUAAUAUCCUAAGAUUCCCACCCCUGGCUCUGUUUGUAAGCAAGAACUAAAGCCGACAGGCCUGUGCAUUGGCUGACAAGUGACUGAGGAACCUCAGAGUAAUCAUUCAUGAAGGUGUUGCUGAUGCUGGGGGGAGGGAUGGAGGUGGUCCUUGCCAAAGCCGUAACUUCACAGUGAUGGGAAUUGAUGUGUAACAGUACUUAACAGGUUGGAUCAUGGACUUUCUCACCAUGGCUUUUUAUCUUGAGUUUCCUGAGUAAAAACUUUGAUCCCAGUGCCUUGUUUUGCCUUGCCUUGUGACUACAUGGUGUUUUUCCCCUCUGGAACCCUCUUAAAUAAUAGCUAAGGGGGCUGAAUGUAAUGGUGGUUGCUCUAUAACCAUUAAACCAGCAUAAUACUAA
Sphaerodactylus townsendi is the source of this 3557-nucleotide messenger RNA. RefSeq names its product activin A receptor type 1 (gene ACVR1). The record is from RefSeq and is a predicted model, not a curated record. The transcript has 10 exons. Bases 401 to 1939 code for a protein of 512 amino acids. Gene Ontology annotation, molecular function: SMAD binding; ATP binding; transforming growth factor beta receptor activity, type I. Gene Ontology annotation, biological process: transforming growth factor beta receptor signaling pathway; BMP signaling pathway; heart development. Lineage: Eukaryota; Metazoa; Chordata; Lepidosauria; Squamata; Sphaerodactylidae. Gene Ontology annotation, cellular component: plasma membrane; BMP receptor complex.